AUGCCUGCCGUCGCCGCCGCCUCCCGACGCCAGCUGACGCAUCCCAUGGCCUCCCUGCAUCGCCUGAACCCUCCUGCCGCCGGCGCUCCUGCCGUCCGGCCGCCGCCAGGCAGCUCUAGCUCUCCCCUGGCUGUGUGCGCUGUUUCGUUGAACUUCGUGUUGCUCGUGCGCGUCCCACAGUGGCCGAAAUUGCUCCGAAAGGAUCACCUAUGCUCGACCGCCGUGCCUCCCUCCGGUCUCUGGCGUCCCCCGGCGUGCUUCCCUGCCGUCCCCGCGCGCCGCGGGCCGCCGCUCGGGCACCCUGCAGCCGCCGAGACCCGGAUCGGGCCAAGUCUGGGCGCACGCGGCCUCCGCGCGCCGCCGCUGCUCUCCGUUGCUGACCGGCGCAAGCACCUCCUCCCCAGGGCCGGCCGCACUCGUCCACCACCGACGCUCCUGUCGCCGAAGCCCUCCAUCGGCCGGACUGGGCCCAUACUCUCCACGGGUUGGGAGGCUAGGGCAUCAUUGCCUGCCGCCUCCGCCUCCUCCCGUUGCCGGCCGAUGCGUGCCCCGGAUCUCCUCCACCGCCAGCACCCUCCUCUGGCCGGCCCGCCCGCCGUCCGGCCGCCGCCGGCCACCCCCUACUCCAUUUAG
Molecule: messenger RNA, 633 nt
Organism: Ananas comosus (pineapple)
Lineage: Eukaryota; Viridiplantae; Streptophyta; Magnoliopsida; Poales; Bromeliaceae
Exons: 3
Coding region: 1-633 (210 amino acids)
Source: RefSeq, a predicted model, not a curated record